Mangifera indica (mango) is the source of this 756-nucleotide messenger RNA. RefSeq names its product thioredoxin H-type-like. The transcript has 3 exons. Bases 213 to 596 code for a protein of 127 amino acids. The record is from RefSeq and is a predicted model, not a curated record. NCBI's taxonomy places the organism in Eukaryota, Viridiplantae, Streptophyta, Magnoliopsida, Sapindales, Anacardiaceae.
CGUUGUGUUUGGACAUCGUGUUCACAUUUGCCAUGCUUUGACUCUGAUUGUUCGCACAUGUGCGUCACCUCUCACGUAUGACGCAUCCGUAAUUUACAAGGAAACGAGCCAAUCCGUAAAAGUCCUUCGCUAUAAAUAAGGCUGGACGGGUCAUUAAAUUAUUAUUAUAGUUCAUAGUUUCAUUAUUAUUCAUUGCAAAAUUAUCAGAGUAAAUGGCGGAAGAAGGACAGGUUAUCGGUUGCCACACCGACGAGGCAUGGAAGGAGCAGCUUCAGAAGGGACUCGACACCAAGAAAUUGAUUGUGGUGGACUUUAUGGCGUCAUGGUGUCCGCCGUGUCGGUUUAUUGCGCCGAUUUUGGCUGAUUGGGCAAAGAAGAUGCCGAAUGUCAUCUUCUUGAAGGUUGAUGUUGAUGAGUUGAAGUCUGUUGCUGAAGAUUGGGAUGUGGAAGCCAUGCCAACCUUUGUGUUGAUGAAAGAAGGGAAGAUUUUGGACAGGAUUUUGGGAGCGAAGAAAGAUGAAUUGCAGCUGGCAAUCACAAAGCAUGCUACUACUGAAACUGAAGCUGAAGCUGCAACUGUAAUUGCCAAAGCUUGAUUGACGCAGGAUCAUGAAGGGCUUGAUGAACUUAUGUUAGUUUGAUUAUUAAGUGUCAUGUUUUUGUUUGUGGUUAGUUUUGGCUUGCCUUUCAUCUUUGUAUGAUUGAAUAUGUUGAAUGGUCAGCUAUGUCUGCUUAUAAAUUUAUGAUAUUAGCCUA